CAGAGGUCGUCCAGGUCCGGUCGGUAACCGGGUCCCGCGCGUCCGGCCCCGACUCUGGGGGAAAGAGCCCCGAGCGGAGCAGCCUGGCCGCGUGCCGCCUCCGGAGCCAGCAGCCAGGAUGAAGACAAGCUCUGUAGGAAUACACCAUUUAUCAAGGGGCCCGUGAACAGAAUUUUGUGAGAAGUGGAAGCAAGAAACUAACCUGGCUCAGAUCCAUUCAGGUGUUAGAAAACAGCCCCAUGCCUGGAGGUUACGGAGUGAUGGGUGACGAUGGCUCUAUGGAUUACAGUGUUCAUGAGGCCUGGAAUGAAGCCACCAAUGUUUACUUGGUAGUGAUCCUUGUUAGCUUUGUUCUCUUCAUGUAUGCCAAGAGGAACAAAAGGAAAAUUAUGAGGAUAUUCAGCGUGCCACCUACAGCAGAAACUUUAUCAGAACCCAGCUUUUACGACACAAUAAGCAAAAUUCGUUUAAGACAGCAACUGGAAAUGUAUUCCAUUUCAAGGAAGUAUGACUAUCAGCAGCCACAAAACCAAGCUGACAGUGUGCAACUCUCAUUGGAAUGAAAUGACAGAAAAUGAACAACAUAAGCAAUUGUUCGACAGUCUGGUAGCAAGCUCCUAAAUAUACUAAAUCAUGAACAGCAUUUUUUUUUAACCCUAUCUCCAUAAAAUCAUUUUACUUGUGACUUUCUUCCAGUUUUUUGUGUUUUGUUUUGCUUUUUAAAAUUGCAUCACCAAGUCAUUUGUUAUACAAAUUAAAAAAAAAAGUCUCAAAGGCGUGGACACAGAGAGUCUGUACAUCCUUAGGAAGAUAGAAUAUAACCAGAGAUGGUGAUUUUUACCUUGUGAAGACUUUUGAUUUCUUCAGGAUAUGAUCAGUCAGAAUAAAAAUACAUCUUUGGAGGUGAGCGUAUGGAGCUUAUGCCACUUUGAUUUGAACAGUUUUGCAAAAUUAAAAAGUAAAAAUCCAUUCAUUGGAAUAACAUCCUCGAUUGUAUUCUGUGAUGAGUAUCAUAAUCAAUAAUGGACACAUUUGUGUUCUCACCGCUGUUAUUACCACACUUGAAUUAACUAUCUUUGCUUCUUCAGAACUUACACAGGAGACUGUCUUUUCUACUAUCCUCAUGAAACAAACCCAUCUACUAAUUGUGGAAGCUUCCUGUGAUUGGAAUGUUUUCCCUUCAUUGUGUUCUCGGGAGUUUGCCUUUUUUUUUUAAUCCCACAGUUUCAUUUCCAACAGAAGAGUUUCUUUGGACCAUACUGCAACCAUGCUGUGGAAUAAAUGGGCACCUCUCUACUGGUGUUAGCAACUUGCUUUUUUGGUCAUGGAACUCUCAAGUUUAAUGUAACUGGAUACUUACACUUUUUUAGCAUAAUAAGCUUCCCUGAAGACUCUCAUAUCUUGUACCAUUUUGUACCAUACAUGGAAAUGUUUUUACCAAAUUUUUCCUAUUUAUUUAAAUAAAAGUUGGUGGGAGGUAGUGGCAGGGAAAUUUCACUGUCCACAUCACUGUCCAAGAAUUAGUUUUUGAAUCAAAGCUAUUCUUAAUUUUAAGAGUUAGAGUUAAUAUUUCAAGCACUGCUUCCUUUUCUCUUUAUUGUGAAGUAAAGAACAUAAAUUUUAAAUGAAAAGGUUUAGACCAAAUAAAAUUAUUGAGGGAAAUUGCAUUUGUUUUUAAAUUUUAAUUAUAUUAUUCAAAAAUGUCUAUCUUGUUCAAGGUAAAUUGUUGACUAAAUGGAAUAAUUCUUGACUCACAAAUGAGUUUGAAUGCACUGCUGAUACAUAGAAUAAAAAACUGACUACAGGAUUGUAAACAGUUAUAAUUAUGGGCCGGGAAUAGCAGAGCAGCAGGGGGAUGAUCUCCUUAAACUUUGCUUUGCUCUUAGGAAAACCACCGUAUAUUUCUGUGAGCAGGAAAUGUGAUCAGGAGCAGGAGCAGUUUACUUGUGUCACUGACAUAUUGCACAAUCUGGACAAAUUACAGAAACUGGCUAUUUCAGAUGAUUUGUAAAAAUAGUGUACAUAAAUAAAUGUAAAUCACAAUGAAA
Leopardus geoffroyi (Geoffroy's cat) is the source of this 2048-nucleotide messenger RNA. RefSeq names its product small integral membrane protein 19 (gene SMIM19). Lineage: Eukaryota; Metazoa; Chordata; Mammalia; Carnivora; Felidae. The record is from RefSeq and is a predicted model, not a curated record. The transcript has 5 exons. The coding region runs from base 240 to 563 and encodes 107 amino acids.